UUCAAUUGGUCGCAGAGCUGAGACUGGAGAUGGAAAGAUGGCCCUCGAUAAUUUAAUAUUCGCGCAAUGUAUCCUCUAUUUUUUUGCUUUUUUGUUCAGUUUCAUUGCCGUUGUGCCUCUCUCCGAAAAUACGGAAGAUUUUCGGGGGAAAUGUUUGCUUUUCACGCAUGGAAUGUGGCAGAAUGAAAAUAUCACAGUAUCGAAACAGCGCUUCAUCGUUGAGGAGUGGGGACGGGAGUCCUCAUGCAGUUUCAUCACUUUUGUCGGGAUAGCUUCCCUUGUCGUGUCUGCAGUGCAGGCGUGGAGACUGCUUUUCUUUCUUUGCAAAGGGCACGACGAUUCCAUCUUCAAUGCCUUCCUGAACCUGCUCAUCAGCUCUCUGAUGGUGUUCAUGGUCUUCCUGUCCAGCACCAUCACCAGCGUGGGGUUCAACCUGUGGUGUGACGCUGUCACAGACGGGGGCAGCAUGCCCAGCAGCUGUGAGGACCUUCAGGACACGGAUCUGGAGCUGGGGUUGGAUAACUCUGCCUUCUAUGACCAGUUUGCUAUUGCUCAGUUUGGGUUGUGGGCGUGCUGGCUGGCAUGGCUGGGCAUCGCGGUGAUGGCCUUCCUCAAGGUCUACCACAACUACAGACAGGAGGAUCUUCUGGACAGCCUGAUCCACGAGAAGGAACUGCUCCUGGGGCGAUCCUCGCGCCGAGGCUCCGACGGCAGGGACCGGAAGAAGGGCCUGAUAUAGAGCACUGAGAACACACACACACACACGUAUGCACACAGCCACACAUCCACACACGCACACACUCACAUGGACAUAUGCACACACGCACAAAUCCACACACACACACACACACACAUAUGGGCACCCACAGAAACACUAGUUACUGACUUCAGUAUAUUCGCUAGCCCUGCCUGCCACUGUAGAGUGACCAGACCCUGUCGAUUCAUACAAUCAAAUCAAUGGGUUCUGACUCACAAGUAAACUUUAUAGGAUUCCUUUCAUGCCUUUGGGUUACAUCUCACCGUACUUGACUGGCCUCCUUUUUAAAACGUCGCUGUGGACGGUGAACUUCUAAAAGGGUGAACAAGUCAGUGAUAUUCUGCGGCAGAUUCAAUACGCUUGUCCACUUGCUUCCUGUGUUAAUCUAAACGCAAGCUAAUUACUGCUGACGCGUCAUCUGCUUCUAGGCGCACGCUAAGACGUGCAUGAGCAGAGAGAAUAUACAGACAUUUAAUAAGGAGGAUGUAAGUGAUGCAUUAGGCCUUUCUUCCUCCACCGUGAGCGAGGCUCCCCAUUUAGCAGCAUGAUUCUGGUGACUCAUGCAGACAGGGAGGUUGGAAGGACAGUUUACAUGGCUCUUCAUGUCUUUGUGCUUUGGUUUAGCAUGGGCUGUGUGCAUGCAGUGAGUAGGGUUAGGGUUCGAUCUACUGGAGUAUUAUAUCAUGAAUAAUAUGUUUCUGGGACAAGCUUCCUGGUUGUGUACUCUCAACACAGAUACCCUGUGGGCUGGGUAGCGUUGCUUCAGUUAAGACGGCUUUAUUGCAUGCUGUGUAUGUGUGCUUUUGCAGAGUAAUAAAUCUGCACCAAACAAGUGUUUUUUGUAAGGUAUUACGUAGGCUUUGUAUGAUGCACAUGGUCAAUCAAUGAACUUUCUAUUUUCAAAGGACAGAGUUGUGAAGUGAGAUUACCAGAAGUCAGAAGUUCAUUUCACCUCCGGUCUGGCCCUUCUUAGUCUAAACAUCCAGUACGGAGUACAAGCGGUACAGAGCAUGCUGGGUAGUGGCAAUAAAAGCCUGCCACCACGUUCUCUGGCUUUGGUACAGUAUGCAAUGACAAGUUUUAUUUGUAUUCAUUCAAAUCAUAUAAAAGAUAGGAACCAAGAAAACCUUCCAAAAGGCACUUUUUUCAAAGUGACCACAAACACAUUGCCAGACAUGAAAUGCAGCUACAAACCAAAAUGUGCACACAGGCAAUAUUUCCCCAGGUGUUCUUGUUGCUGAGGAUGGCUUAGUCUGACAGUUAAGUGGAAGCCCUCGAGAUUAGACAUACCUCAUCUUUUCAGGCAUUGGUUGAACCAUAUUGCAAAGAGCUUCAAACGUAAGACUUCUCGCACCUUAUCAUUUCCUAUAGUUGUGUUCCCUGAAACCUGUUAUAUAAAGAAUAACUUAUUAUUGGGAAAAUAAAUUGUGUGGUGUCUUAUUGCUCAAAUUUAAAAGUCUGUGACAUGCACCAAUGAAGCCCUUUGAAGCGUGACCCAUUUUCAGGAGACUUGUGUUUUCUAAAUUAGAUUUGUGCCAAUUACCGCAAGUCUCACAGUGAUGCUAGUGUUCAGUUAUGCUGCUGCGUUUGGCCUCUAACCACGCC
Osmerus eperlanus (European smelt) is the source of this 2362-nucleotide messenger RNA. RefSeq names its product transmembrane protein 179. NCBI's taxonomy places the organism in Eukaryota, Metazoa, Chordata, Actinopteri, Osmeriformes, Osmeridae. The coding region runs from base 38 to 739 and encodes 233 amino acids. The transcript is spliced from 4 exons. The record is from RefSeq and is a predicted model, not a curated record.